This is a messenger RNA of Symbiodinium natans, 3237 nucleotides long. The record is from the annotation of a GenBank genome assembly. Lineage: Eukaryota; Dinophyceae; Suessiales; Symbiodiniaceae.
AUGUGGCUGCUUGAAGCCGAUACACCCUUGCCUAGGAUGAAGCAAGACGAGGAGGAGAUGAAAGAGCGCAUGGAGCCGGAUGCCCUGCGUUUUGUUGCGCAGCGUGCUUCCAUGGGAGCAGGAAACUAUGGCUCGGAGGAUGGCGGAGUCGCCAAGGAGCAGCAGGCAGCGGAACGACGCGUCGCGGAAAUCCGGGCUCAGACCGAGGAGCAGCUCAAGUCCGAACGCGAGGUGUCGGACAGCGUGCGGCAUGCCGGCCCUCAGAAGCGGGACGUCUCCUUGCUGCCCUCCCUGAUGGUAGUGCCGGUGGAGGAGGACGGAGUCAUCUCGGAGCUCUCAGAAAGGUCCAGCUCGAGCGAGGACAGCUUUGACGAGGCUUGCUGCGCCUCAGCUUUCUGCCGCGAGCCGGGCAAGGGCGAGCUCAGCUGGGAACAGGUCGUCCAGCAAGAGAGAUGGCUGAUAAAACGCAAGCAAGCGCGUCUCAGGCCUGGCAGAGAGCAAGCCCCCUUCUCCAUCGCCUUCUCCGGUGGAGGUGUGCGCGCCGCAGCCUUUCAGGCCGGUGUGCUGUGGCGCCUCGCUCAGGCUGGCAAGCUGCAGAGCGUGGAGCACUUUGUGGCGGUGUCAGGGGGCGCCUACGUCGCGUCGGCCUUUGCCUCGACGCUGACCGCGGAAACUCCCCAGCCACAGGACCGCAGCGAGGUCACCAGCUUCUACCUGCGCUGUGCUGCGAAGACGAUCUGCCGGAUGCAGCGGAAUGUCAGCUAUCUCGUGCGGGACCUGAAGCGAGGCAACCUUUGGCAGAGCGCCGGAGAGGGCUCGAGUCUGGUGCCCCCCAUAUUGGACCUUCCGCUGCUGAUAGUCAUCGGACUCUUCUCCAUGUUGAUCAACCCGUUGACAGCCUUCGCUCUCUACCUCUUUCCCUUCACGGAAGGAGUUGACCUCUUCGAAGGGUUCGGGAUGAAAGCGGCUUUUUGCGUGCCCGACCACGAGAUGGCAAUAGAGAUCUUCAGCGUUUGGGGGCCGUCGGCGCGGUCGCUGACCUUCUUGCUCAUCUGCGUCCUUUCCGGCUGUGUUCUGUGGCUCCUUUCGGCCAUCAAGGUCUGCAAUGUCUGGAGGCAUCCCCCCGGAGAGGCGCCCCGGAUUGCACAGCUCAUGCUCAGCAUGCGAGCUGUGGUCGUCCGGGUAUCCGUGAUUCAGCUGGUGAUCUGGGUUCUGAUCACGGGAGCCUUUCUUGCUGAGCUGGACAGCACGCCAUCUCGCCUCGACUCCUGCAAGGACUACAUCCGUAGAAAAACCAUCUUUCAAGAUGGCCUGGUCUACUUCAACUGCACCUGUCGGGACUUGUAUGACGGACUUCCUUGGUGGGCUUCAACAUACUUCGACAACUACUUUACUCCUUCCGAGCAGCUGGUCAUGAACGCGACCGUCCCAGGGUUGGCCGCGUGGAGGACCGAGAUCAAGUCGCAGUCAACAGAGCUGUUGAAGCUGAGGAGCGUGGAGCUCCUCCUAAAGGUGAACAGCCUCCUGCACGACAUCCUCAAGCGCCUGACCUUUGCCUUGGGCUCUACCUCCAUUGGGCUGAUGAUCGUUGCAGCCAUGCUCGUGGCCCUGGUCUUGAACCCCUUGAUCCGCGGCAUUUUCCUGCGCGUGUUGUCCCUCCUGGGGCCGGUGAGUGCCCUGCUGGUGACGGGCUGCGUGGUGCAACAUCGCAUCUUCUCGGUGAUUACACGGCGGAGCUACAUUUAUGGCCUCGUUGGCCCACCAUCGGAAUGGUACAUGUGCUUUGGUAUUUCGACCUUCUGCUGUGCCAUCCUGAUCGUUCUCUUCUACCAUCACCUGCACUCCGUGUCCCACACGUUCUACGCGCGGAGCCUCCAGAAGGCGUACUUCGAGGGGGGAAAAGAUCAGACGUGGUCGGACGUCAAGGACAAUGACUACUGCCCGCUGUUCCUCUUUACUGGCACUGUGACGGACUUCCGGCAACCCGGGGACGAGAUUGCGAUAACGGAGAUCUCCAUGAGCCCGCUUCACACAGGCAGUGACAAGACAGGCUUUGUGGAUACACCGUCUUGGCGGAGCCUUGCCAAGAGCGCGGCUCUUGCCGCGGCGGCCACGGAUGCUUUCAUCAUCGGCAUGCUGGAUCGGGCACGGUAUCGCUUUUGGCUGGAGUUUCUGAACCUCCGAAUGGGCGACUACAUCCUCUUCGAGCGCCGACCGAUGAAGUUGGUUGCGAGGACCAUCAGCCGAUGGAGGUGUAUCUCCGACAAGCCCUUCUUCUUGUUUGGGGCGGUGCCGAUCGUCUUGCAAACCCUCGCCUUGGUUGCAGGCUUGUGCAGCUUCAUCUUGUCUUACAGCAUCGACUUCGACAUGUGCUUGCAAGCACGAGCGUACUUCCUUGUUUGGGCAGUCAUCCUCGGGGGCUCCCUGAUCUUGAGCUUCUUCGCGGGCUACGGCAUGUUCGAGAUGUUUCUGCACUCCCCGGCCAUCCGCCACCUGCACAUGGCUCUCCGGUACUACCACACGGCUGGGAAGGCCCCGAGCCUUGUCUACGUCACCGAUGGUGGCGUGCAGGAUUGCACCGGCGUGUUGCAGUUACUGCGCCGGCGGAGCGCGCAGAUUCUCUUGGCCCUCGCAGCAUCAGACCCCGACGACGAGCUUUCCGUUCUGAGGGAGACCAUGCAGCUGGCUGUGGCCCAAGGCUACGCGUCCUUUUACGAUCCCUUGGAUCCUCGGCGCGAUCCCACCUUUGUCCUGGAUGACUUCAAGCUGAACCCGGAGCAGAAACAUUUUGUCCUGGGCCUCCGCUACCCUCCCCAGACACGUGGCACCGAGUAUGGCGCAAAGCUUACGGGACGCCUAGUUGUGGUGAAGAACCGGCUGCCGCCCUCCCUGGAAAGCCUUCAGCCCGAGCCGCUGCUGACGGAAGAGGAGAUUUUCGUGCGCCGCGGGUCGAUGAAACCUUUGUCCCCGCGAUGGAAGGAUUCUGGAUUGUUGCAGUCCGACCUGGCGGCUUGCUGCUGCGACUGCUGCCAUGUCCACAUGUGCAACGUGGGCCCGACAUUCCCGCACGUCUCGAAUGCCAACCAAUGCCUCACGCCCGCGCUCUUUAGCGCCCUUUGCCGCCUGGGCUUCCGCCUCUCGGGUGAGGCUGUCGACAUGAUCGCCACAGAGCCGGUGAUGGAGGAGCCCUGGGAGGCUGCCAUUCCGCGACGGUAUUUCAUGCCGGAUGCAGUUUGA